AACAAUACUCGCGAAAAGACUUCUGCACCGAAUUCUGAGACACACGCACGGCAUCGCACCCGAUUGGGAGUGGAAGCGCCCAUCCAAGCAACCUGGCGCUCGGGCCAGCAUGGAAGGCCCUGUGCACACCUGCAGUCCUUCAUUCUCGCUUACCUCUAUUGACUUAAGGGUGCCGAUAGUAGCGGCCCCUAACGGCCCGGCGACGGCUUUUUGUGAACUCACGCGAGCACGGCCCGGUGCCUCCAGGCCGGGCCCAGCAACAGCUUCGCUCAGAGAGGCUGCUUCAUCAUCAUCGAACUUCUUCGCCCGGGCACGCAUUGUUCCGCGUCUGUCUUGUGUCAGGUCCUGGCCUGUUUCAGCACAGCUUCUGGUUUGCAAGUCGAUGACAUCUGAUGGAGCGACUGCUGAAGUAACAGCAAAAGCAUUAAGUUGCGCGGGCCCCACAGGACACCUGGGGCGCGGAGCCGUCGGCACGGAACGACUGAAGGAGCACCCGGAACGCCGCGAGGUUCUCGCGGCAGAGGGUAUGGACGUCGCUGACCACCCUGACCACGCUGACCGCCGCCAGGACCGGCCUGCACACAGCCGCAGCCGCAGCCCCCGUCUUCCCCGGCACAAGGACCAAAGCGGCGCAGACCACGCGCCAGGCUUGCAAUCUGGCCAUGGGCACACCAUCGGACUUGGCCCCUCCGGCGCCGCGGCGGAGUCCUUCGGGGGCCGCGGCGACGACGACGACGACGACGGGGAUGGGGCUAAGCGGCAGCUUCGCGCAGCAGGCACAGCCGCGCACGACCAGCCCGACCUGCAUGACAGCAGGCGGCGCAGCAGCGGCAGCGGGGGCCGCACCCACUCCCGCUCACGGUCGCGUUCCCUGUCACGAGACGGCGCGGCAGGCGCUGCUAGCGGUGGUGAGGACCGCAAGCUUGGGCUGCACAGGGAGACAGAUCGGGAGCGGGUGUCGAAGCGGCGGGAAGAUCAGGAGCAUGAGGAGGAGGGCGGCAGCGAGGGCCCGGAGCGGCGCGGCCAUAAACGUGACCAGCCCGACCGCCGCGGCAGCCGCAGCCGCAGCCGCAGCGGAAGCUUGGGCCGCGAGCGGGAGCAGGAGCGGGAGCGGGAGAGGGAGCGGAGUCACGUCAGGGACCGGGACCAAGAGACGCAGCGGGGCCGGGAGAGGGAGAGGGAGAGGGACCUUGAGCGGGACAGGGCGCCCAAGCGGCCGCACGCAGAGGCUACGCUCAACGGCCGCGCUGCGGCGCCAGCGCCGGCGGGAGCCGCAGAUGCUAGGGCCGCCGCCGGUCACAGGGUGUCGGGCGGCGGCGCAGGCGCCCCGGGAGCGCACGCGGCGGCGCCGAGCCACAGCCGGCUGCUGGUCAGCUUCUCAGACGAGCUAAAUGAGGAAGGCGGGCUGGGCGACGGCGGCGCGGGCGGCGGCGGGCGGCGCCGCAGCAAUGGCGGCGGCGGCAUGGGCUACGGCGGCGGUAACAUCAACCUCAGCAGCCUCACCACCGCCGCGCCCGGCGUGGGCAUGGGCGGUGGGCCGAUGCUCAUCCCGACGCGCACCAUCACCACAGCGGGCGGUGGCGGCGGCUCCGCCGGCGGCGGCGCCGCCGGCCUGGCGGCGCAGUUCUCUGGCUUUGGCGGCGGCGCGGCGGCAGCGGCGGCGCCGCCGCCGCUGCAUGGCUCCGUCGGCCCAUAUCACCACAGCAGCAUUGUGGGCGGCGGCGGCACGGCGGCGGCGGCUGUGGCCGGCAUGGCGACUGAGGCGGCGGCGGUGCUGGGGUCGCCGCUGGUGCUUGGCGGUGGCGGGCACCGCGCGGGAGGAGACGAGCUGGGGGCCGUCGCGGGCGGCAGUCCGCCGCGGUCGCCACCGGGUGGUGGCGGCGGCGGGCGCACGUUAGGGCGUGUUCUGUUUGGCGUGUCGACGGCCCGCUGCCUGCGCCCCUACAUGGAGGACCGGCACGCAGUGGUGCAGUCGCUGCAGCCGCUGGCGGCCAGCGGCGCGCCACUGCCUGCAGACGGCGUGCCGCGCUGCCUGGCCGCCAUCUACGACGGCCACAACGGCACGCGCGCCGCCGACACCGCCGCCUCGCGCCUGCACAUGCUGCUGGCGGCGGACGCCGCGCUGCGCAGCCACACGGGCGAGCUGGGCCCGCCGGCGGCCAUGGCUGCUGAGGAGGAGGCAGUGGCGGGGGCUCUGCGGCGAGUGUUCAGGCGGCUGGACGACGACAUCCUGGCUGAGGCGCGGCGCGACGGCGCUCGGGACGGCGCCACCGCGCUGCUGGUGAUGCGGCUGGCGGACACGCUGUACGCGGCACACGCGGGCGACUCUCGCGCGGUGCUGUCCCGCCGCGGCGCCGCGCUGCGCCUCACCGAGGACCACAAGCCCAACCUGCCGCACGAGCGCCGCCGAGUGGAGGCCGCGGGCGGGCGCGUGGACUUCCAGCGCUGCUGGCGCGUCAUUGUGGAGCCGCGGGAGGGGCGGCUGGGCUCGGGCCUGGCGGCUCGCGCCGUGCGCGCCCUGCACGGCGCCGGCGCCGCUGCCUCCCCCAUGGCCUCCUUUGCUGCCAACACCUCCCCCGGCGCCCAGCAGCAGCAGCAGCAGCAGCAGCACGGCGGGGGCGGCAGUAGCAGCCCGCUGCGGCCACACCCGGGCCCGCGGCCGCACCAGCUGCCGCCGCCCGGGUACGUGUACCGGGAGGAGGACGCGCGGGCGGCGGCGGAUGCGCUGCUGGAGGCUGCGGUGCGGCGCGGCACUGCUGACAACGUCACGGUCAUUGUCAUGCUGCUGCAGUGGGACUGAUGCGGCUGAUGGGGCUGAUGCGACUGCUGGGGGGGGCUGCGGAGACGGGUGGGAUGGAUGGGGCUGAGGAGAGGGCGUGGUUUGGCUGGCGGCACAGGGCGGCACCUGUCUCAGGCGCGGGCGCCUGUGUGUGUUUGUUGCGCUGCGGGUGCCGUAGGGGCAACGGACGCGACACACAGGAAGGGCUUGGAGGUUUGGCGGUCCGGGUGCGGGACCUGCAAUGCGGCUACAAAGGCCGUGUGUGUGUGUGUGUGUGUGUGUGUGUGUGUGUGUGCGUGUGUGUGUGUGUGUUAAAAAACGAAACGAAAGCCCGCCCAGACGCGUGUGUGUGUGUGUGUGUGCGUGUGUGUGUGUGUGUGUGUGUGUGUGUGUGUUUGUGCGUGUUUCUAUGGUGGCUGUGUGGGGCUCGCUCGGUCAGGGGCCCCGGCGAGGGCUACUAGCACUCUCCGGUGGCCGUCGCGGCCAAGUGGCUCGGAGAAGUGGAGAAUCUGCCGCCGCUUGCUUGUUAUGAAACCGAAGUUCAAAAGAAUUUGAUGCUAGGCGUGCUGCUGUCAGCCUUUAGUACGGAACGAGGAUGAGUCGGCAGACCCAGGUGGGCCGUACGUGAACCGACCAAGAAAGGAAUGCACAUGUGCAUCUCAGCAUCGUUCAGAGAAGGGGACUCCUGUUCUGACGCUAGUAGAAUGUUCCGCAGAGUGUUGCGGUGUUGAAGGUUGCAGUGUGUGUCGCCCCGAUUGGACGGGGCUCUGGUGACUGGUUUGGAGUUUAGUUUCAGUCUAGCAACGGUUUUGCGUUUGGCAGGGCCGUGCGGGGAACGAGGCGUCUCCAAGGCUGCCCCAAGCCGUCAUCGGCAAUGCCAAUCAUGUCAUGCGCAGGUAUGCCGAUCCGUCUGGCUUUGUCAUCAAUCGGGAGUGUCAGCAGCCCGCCCGGCGGUUAUGUGGUUGUACGUACUGCCAGGGACCCGGUGUCGUGGGCGGUGGCCCCACCGCAUCGGGCGCAUGCUCUUGUGCCUUAAAGAGUUACACGCAUGGAGUUUUGAUGGCUGUGUGUGUGUGUGCUGCAGCAUUGCCUCCGGUCGCCGCGCGCGGUUUGGGGUGGCGCGUGUGUACAAUGUGAGAGUGAGCUUGCAUGGAGGGAGAGGGGGAAACAGAGGGGGCGCUCAUGGGGGCCAGGCGCAAGGGCGUGAGCCGCCUGUCAGUUCAGAUGCGGGGUUGGAAGGGCAGGCGUGCGGACAUGUUUAGGUUAAGCACUUGCCGUCUGGGCAAGGACCGGGGGUGGAUUGGUGAGUCAGCUAGCUCUAGUGCCCUACACCGUACCCGGCCUGUGUAUGGUCCUUGGGGUCAUCCCUAAACAGUGUUGGAGCGCCGCGGGGCUGAGUGUUGGAGCGCCGCGGGCUACGGCCGCAUGAGCGCCCGCAGUUAGGCUCGAUCCAUGUCGCUGUGUAAAGGUUCGCUGGU
Messenger RNA from Chlamydomonas reinhardtii, 4257 nucleotides. RefSeq lists its product as uncharacterized. The record is from RefSeq and is a predicted model, not a curated record. Lineage: Eukaryota; Viridiplantae; Chlorophyta; Chlorophyceae; Chlamydomonadales; Chlamydomonadaceae. Gene Ontology annotation, biological process: protein dephosphorylation. The transcript is spliced from 7 exons. Bases 383 to 2800 code for a protein of 805 amino acids. Gene Ontology annotation, molecular function: protein serine/threonine phosphatase activity.